Suillus subalutaceus is the source of this 751-nucleotide messenger RNA. Its product is annotated as PDCD5-related protein. Lineage: Eukaryota; Fungi; Basidiomycota; Agaricomycetes; Boletales; Suillaceae. Gene Ontology annotation, cellular component: nucleus; cytosol. The record is from RefSeq and is a predicted model, not a curated record. The transcript has 4 exons. Gene Ontology annotation, molecular function: DNA binding. Bases 78 to 416 code for a protein of 112 amino acids.
CCCAUAUCUAAUCUCAUCCAAGCUUGACCCCUACUAGAACAACUUUCACGACUUCAAACACUUCUUAAGACCCUUUCAUGGAGAAUCUACAGGGCUUGACACCACAAAACCAAAAUGCAUCAGCAGAAGAUGAGUCGAAGCGGAAGGCAGCUGAAGAUGAGAUGCGCAGGGAUAUGAUGGCGACCAUCCUUGACAUUGCUGCCCGAGAGCGAUUGUCCCGCAUUGCCCUUGUGAGCCCGGAGAGAUCGCGACAGGUCGAGACCGUCAUUAUGCGGAUGGCUCAGUCAGGACAGCUGCGCGGACGUGUGAGCGAGCAGCAGUUGAUCGACCUUCUUGAUCAGAUGGAGGACGCACGGUCCAAGACAACUACGAAGACCACUAUAGUGUACCAGCGCAGGCGAGAUUUUGAUGACUGAUGAUGAUUUUUAGAUGCUUCAUUGAUGUACUCGAAGUCGUUACUUUGAUAUCGUGAUAUCAUAUCAUUCAUUAUCAUUCACCAUACUCCUCAAUUGAAUGCUAACAUGUACCACCCUACCCCUGUUAGUGCCCUGCCCUCACCACCUCGAAUAUCGCAAUACUCGUCGUUAGUCUCUCCUGUCAAGACUUUGUCUCGGCCGUCCGUCGUGCCCACAGGAACGCAAGCUGGACCUUUCUGUUGUCAAUAAUUAUAUGGUGAUGGGUAGUGAAACGAUGAUCGUGACACGAAAGCAGUUGCUCAGGAAGGCCGCCGGUACUAUGACAUAUGUUUGAG